AUGGUUGUUGAAUUAUUUUUUCAGAUACCACUUCAUUUAAAUGAGCAGUGGAUAUGGAAAGAUGAAACAAAUACUUUAGAACUUAUCAGGUAUCUUCAUUUGACUGAAUUGCAAGUCGAUUUAAAUAACACAUUGACAGCAUAGAUAUAUAUCUAUAUGAUUGACAGUACUAGUUGUUGCUUGUUUGGUAGCUAUCAUAGUGAUCACGAAUCAGUGAUAACAGCUAGCUGGGGAAUCAGUGACAUUAUGGUCAAAGCAUUAGCUCCUUUCACAUCUAACUUUGUGCGUUUGAUUCUUGCUAUGAACUUACACGAAAAGAGUCAGUCAACGCUGACUGACGAAUGUGUCGAAAGUUGUGAGUUUUCUCCAUGUGUUCCAGUUUCUUAAGCUCCCACAGGGAAUUGAGCGCCAUGAACAGUGUAUAGCCUUUGGUUGCACAGUCAUCAGCUAUAUAUAGAGCAAGUGCACUUCACCUGAGAGAUGUAGGUUUGAGGGGGCUCUGGUUUCUUACCACAGGGAAAGUUUACAGCGUGGGUAAUUAGGAUAUUAAACACAGUUAAGAAAUUAAGUAAUAUCACUAUUGUUGUACACAUAAAAUAGUCUAGUAGGCUAAGUAUCUAAUUACUGUAGGUAAGCGUACUUGACGUAUUUAAAGUGCAUUUAUCAUAUAUCCACAUAAAUUUGUGCUGUAUAUAGAAAUGCAUGUAAUGGUAAUACAACCAAGAUAACAAUCUCGAUCAUUAAUCAUUGUCUUUCCUCUUUAAUUCUCUACCUUGGGAAUGAGGUUGCCAAGAUGAUCAUUUCACUAGUGGACAGAAUAUAAAUUUGUAAUUCAUAUAUAUGCAUGAUGCAUAUAUGUGUACCACUUAGGUAGGGGGAGGGUGUGCAAACAACACAAUUUAAAAUGAUGGUUGAUAAAAUAGAUAUUCAGUUGUUUGCCCAUUAUCACUUUGGGAAAUUGAUAUACGAACCAUUUUGAUAACAUGAAAAAAUAUAGGUACAGUAUCGUAUUUUUUAAGUCCUGGUAAUGUUAACCAUAUAAGCUAGAGUUCCUCUUUGAGCACUAAUUGGAUCUCUCUAAUUUAGUCAUGUAAUCUAUAUCUGUUUGACAUUAAAUGGGAAUAAAGAAAUUUAUUCUCUUCCAAUAGUAAUAUUUCAGGAUUAUCAUCGACCAAUCAGAGCAAGAAAUCUCUCAAACCAAUGACCGGAGGGCAUGGCAACCGCAACGAUAGGUACAAUUUAUAUUUAUGUAUAUAUUACUGACGAAAAAAAUCAAUGCCACUUCUGAUGGUUUAAAUUUCAAAAUCUUCACGAGAAGAUGCCAUUGCCCCCCCCCCCUGCCCCUCCUAGGUAAGUGAUACCUGAGCCACCACAUAACUGCCUACUUGGUCCAAAAAGUGCCCUACUCCAAAUUCCAGUUGGGAACCCACCAGUGGGCUGAUUUAAUUAAUGACUGAGUGAUUGACAGAUUGAUACUGAUUGCCAUAGUCAUACCAAACUGGGGCAGAAAAGUUAAACCAUGGAAAUUUGGGAAAAUGCUAGGAAAAAGGAAGAAAAUUUGUGCAGAUUUAUCAGAAAAUUAUAUCUUAAAUUCAAUCAAAAUUCGGGCAAACUUUCAACUGUCCCCACCUCAUACACCUAUGCUGAUUGCCUGCCUAACUAACUAGCCUGGCUGACUCACUGACCAACCGAUUAACCAGCUGGGCCAGGGGAAACUGACUGAUCCGUGUUGUUCAUGUGUCUGUCGUUCAUGUGGGGAAAAGAAUAAAACGGAUAAUUUUUUAUUUUUCAACUAUUUUUCCAGGAUAACAUCAAAUGUGUUGAACAAGAGAUAUGGUAUGAAGUUGCAAGCAGGUCCCCCCUCCACAGCUGUGAGGGGAUCGUCAGCUAGACCCAGCAUACGUAAUGGUCUAACCACGAACACUGCAGAACAUAACACUGUCACCAUGAAUGAUGUCAAGACUGUGGCUAAAAAUAAUUGCCUUAGUGAAAGAACAAAAAAUUCACCUUUAUUCAAGGAGUUAUAUUUCUGGUAAAUGAUGAAAUUUAUUCCAGCCUGUAAUAUAGAGACUUGAAAUUUAUUCAAGCCUGUAUAGGCUGUUUCUAUUGUGAUAGUGAUAACAUAAACACCAGAAAACUGCGUAUUGAUCGAGAAGGAUUCAACUACCAGUACCUGAAAAAUACAAGUAAAACUUCGACGUUUCUUUUUCAUGCAAACCAGCUUUUUUUUACAUUUUCCAUUAUGCUUACGCAUUAACCUGACAGAAUUACAGAAAACAUGCAAGAUUUGAGGAUGGGAUUCCAGACUCUAAUUUUAUAUUGGAUCCGAUCAUCUGAACACAGAAGACCCCAUUUAUUGUCGCGUAUAUAGUGUGAGCGAUGAAACGUUGAGAGGCGCGCUCAGCUGAUCCUGUAUAAUCGAGUUGUUAACAGUACCGGAUUUCUUUUUGUGUAUGGAUUUUAAAACAGAGCAGUUUUAAUUGCAAUUCUUCAAUUUUUGUAGUUCAGAUCAACUAGAUGAUUUUCUUUGGGCGGCACUGAAUUACUUCGGUGCAUUCUUUGAGAGAAAGUUGUUAGAAGAGAAGCCGAAACCCAUGGCGGUGUAA
Paramuricea clavata is the source of this 2606-nucleotide messenger RNA. The record is from the annotation of a GenBank genome assembly. Lineage: Eukaryota; Metazoa; Cnidaria; Anthozoa; Malacalcyonacea; Plexauridae.